AGCGCACCUCCGCCUCGGGAUCGGACACGUUGCAUCAUCGCGUAAAGCGAUACAGCCACAUCAGAUUCCCGCUCAACUGUCGAUUAAGCACCGCAGCUGCUGCAAACUCGCCAAUUCCACAGUAUAAAUAAUGGACAAUGGCCGGUGCGGGUUAGUCAUUCAUUAAAGACAUGUUCCCUGUCAUCCUGCUUUUCAAAAUACCACUGCUUCUGUCUGCCGCACGAUUCUCCGCUCUGUGCGGUACACCACCUCAAUCCACGCCGAAAGCGGAUGAGGAAGCCAAGUUCCAAUGCUUAGAAUCUAAAGCCCUUCGAGCCGUCAUUCGGUGGCUACCUCCGCUCCUCGUGAUGCCAUCCGUAUGGCUCACCUUCAUUUGCGAGAGCACUCUCAUAUUGCUUACUAUAUUCUUGCCCAAUGACCGACCAUCGGUGCAUACGCUCAUGGGCACGGUGGCCCUCCCCAAUCUCCGGCUCACAACGUCAUUCAUCCUGGGCUGGGCUCUCCUUGCCGCGGGCGCCCUUAUCCGUUCGACUUGCUAUCGCCAUCUUGGCACUUAUUUCACGUUCGAGCUCGCGGUGCGCCAGAACCACAAGCUCGUCACUACCGGACCCUACUCCAUCGUGCGACACCCUGCCUAUACGGGCAGCAUCAUGGCGCUCGCCGGAAUCGCUCUCAUGCAACUCGGCCCCGGCUCCAUGUGGGCGGAGGGCUUUAAGCUGUGGACGACGCCGGGAGGGACAUUGCUGAGCUUCUUUUGGCUCGGGAUUCUGAUGAUCAUUCCGUUCGGGAUUGUGUCCAGAACAAAGAUUGAGGAUCAUGUCCUAAGAAACGAGUUUGGCAGGCAAUGGUCUGAUUGGGCAGCGCGAACGCGCUACAGGCUGCUCCCAGGCAUUUUCUGAGAGCAUUUGUCUAUAUUUAACAGGAUAUCCCUAAAUC
Laetiporus sulphureus 93-53 is the source of this 936-nucleotide messenger RNA. RefSeq lists its product as uncharacterized. The record is from RefSeq and is a predicted model, not a curated record. The coding region runs from base 171 to 899 and encodes 242 amino acids. NCBI's taxonomy places the organism in Eukaryota, Fungi, Basidiomycota, Agaricomycetes, Polyporales, Laetiporaceae. The transcript is spliced from 3 exons.